Molecule: messenger RNA, 3138 nt
Organism: Macadamia integrifolia
Lineage: Eukaryota; Viridiplantae; Streptophyta; Magnoliopsida; Proteales; Proteaceae
Exons: 6
Coding region: 490-2439 (649 amino acids)
Source: RefSeq, a predicted model, not a curated record
CCCUAACCAUUGAGCGCAUAAAGAGGGGACUGCGCCUCCCCCUCUUCCUCCUCAAUUCGUAUUAAGGCCUUUAGGGGUGAAGAGAGCAAACAGAGUCAUACUAUCACUAGGAGAGAACAGAGAAGGGCUUGAGAGCAACCUUUUCCCUAUUAAUAUUACCCUAUUUAAUUUCUUUAUCAGUCUUAGAAGCGAUAGGAUUAGAGGAAGCAACAGCGGAGAGACCGACACUCUCCCUCUCUGGGUUUAUUGAGAAGUUCGCCUUCAUAGUCCUCUCGAGUACUUUCCCAAAUUUUCCCAUCAAUAUCUUCUUUACUACCAUGUACUGUGUAUCAAGGAGUCACCAUUUUUUCACUUGUUAUACAGUAAGGAGUUCUUCAAAGCCCUUCAACCUUCAUUUUUUUGUUCCGUACUUUUCAGCAGACGAAAAGAUCCAAUCUGUUUCUCUCUCUUGUUCUUGCUACGGUUCUGCCUACUGAAGCUGCAGCGAUCAUGCAGGAGAUUUGCCAAAAAUGUGGUGACAAGGGUUAUUCUGAUUGUCUAAUUUACUGUUCCCAGUGUAAAGUGACUGUUGAGCACCUCUACUGCUUGGACAAUUUACCCGAUGGUGAUCGAGGUGUCUCUGUCAUUUGGUCAUGUGAGCAAUGUGCACCCAAGGCCUCAUCUGCCUUAAACAGUCUUAGUUCACACCCUGUCAGGAGGAGUAAACGCCUUAGGUUUAGGAAGAGAAAAAAGAGUAGGAAGAGGAAUAAUACAAUCAAUUUCUCAAAAGUGGAGACAGAUGUGCAGAAUUGUGACACUGCUACUGCACUACAAUCUCAUAACCUUUGUUUGAAGGGAGACACACAGAUGAAUGAGGAUAUGCCUGAUCCUGCUGAGGUAACAACUGAUCAUCUUCAAUGUAAGGGAAACUAUCGUCAACACUUAUCUGAGGAUAAUCGUGAAGGAGCUAAGAUGUCGAAAAAACAGAGAAGAAAAUUGAUACUGGAUGACGAGGAGAUUUCAGAAGUGGAUAGUGGAUCUGCUGAAGACGGAAACUCUCUAAUAGCUUCAGAUGUCAGGGAUGCUCCUUUUGGUCUGUCAAGCCAUAAGUCAUCUCAUUUUGCCCUUCCUGCUGAGAUAACAACUUAUCCUCUUCCAUAUAAUGGAAGCUAUCAUCAACACUUUUCUGAUGAUAAUCAUGAAGGAGCUAAUAAGUCGAAAAAACAGAGAAGAAAAUUGAUACUAGAGGACGAGGAGAUUUCAGAAGAGGAUACUGGAUCUGCUGAAGACGGAAACUCUCCAGUAGCUCUAGAUGUCAGGAAUGCUCCUUUUGGUAUUUCAAACCAUAUGCCAGGUCCAGAAAGUGGUUACUAUGGCCCUGCACAGCCGGUCAUUGAUUCUGUCUGGAGGGGAUGCUUUAACAUAUGUAAUGAAAAGUCUCGUAAAGAAGUAGGUGUUGUUGCCCAUUUAUCAAACAAAGCAUGCCUCAAGGUAUUAGAGGGGGCAAAUGCACUGCCAACUUUUAUUGGAGUGAAAAUGCUGCCAAGGCCCGAUGCCUGGCCACCGAGUUUCAGUAGAUCUCCCCCUACUGAUGAAAAUAUUGGUCUUUAUUUCUUCCCUGAAAGCAAAAGUGACAAAGCUUUGUUCGAUGGGAUUCUUUAUGAAAUAAUUGAUCGGGACCUUGCGCUGAAAUGUGUGACUGAUAAUGCAGACCUCCUAAUCUUCUCUUCUCUUCAAUUGCCACCAUUAUACCAAAGAUUUCGUGGGGACUAUUAUCUCUGGGGUGUAUUUAGGAGGAAGCAAGUUUCACAUCCCCCACAACCUGCUGAGCAUCUUUUGAUUAGAGAUAGUGGCAUUGAGUGUGCCAUCACUGCCAUGCCAUCCAUGUCAGCAGAUGAUUUUGGCAGCCAAAAAGGGAGAGGCUCCAUUAAGACCUGGAGCCAGUGGAGUCCUCUUAGCAGCUGUGGUUCUGAUUUACCACAUUCUCCUCUGCAUCAGAAAGCCAUAUCUUCUGGCUUUUCUCUAUUUGAUUGUACUGACAUUGUCGAGAAGUCGGUUGAUAAUGAACAUGACCUGGAGAAGCAGCUUGCAUAUGCAUAUGAAAAAGAAGAAGAGCAGCAUGCAUAUGAAGAAAAGGAAAAGCUGCACGAAUAUGAGAAAGGGGAGGCGAAGAUAAAAGAUUGUGAUGUAGUUUUAUUACACAGUGGAGGGCCAUGGCUAGAUUCCUCGGAAGUGAGCAAGGAAAUUGGAGGACCCUGUUUGGAGUUGUUUCCAUUAGAGAUGGAAGAUAUUGCUGUUGUUUCAAAAGCGGGAAGCAGCAUUGAGGUGGACCUGGAGUUGGCAUUAGGUCGAUCUGGUAGGGAGGAUUCCAAAAGUAGGUCACCUGGGUGUAUGCAGCUUAUUGAUAAAUCUUGCACUCUUGGUCUAAAUAACGGGACAUUCCAAGAGUUUUUGCUAUGACUCUCUCAGGUGUGUAGUAUGCCAUUCCUUGUGCUUUUGGUUGUGACAUAGGACAGCCUUUGGGACAAAUAGAAGCUGUUAUAGUCUUCUUUCCAUGCCAAGAAGAGCUGAUUGACAUGUUAUCUGUUUUGGCCUUGGCUAGCAAAAUGCUGCAAGUUUUAUCAUGAUUGCUCUCAUGGGCCCUUCUUCUUGUUAGGCUCUGGUACCCGUAAACUGUGAGAGUCAUGCUCUGAUGGGUUUUGGUAUGUACAUGGUCGUCAAGAAGAGCUUGUUGAUGAACGCUUUGGUUCUUGAAGAGCAUUGGCUCAGUGUUCGGGUAGUUUCUUGUUUCUGGUUUCUUCUGCAGAUUUUAGAAGGAAAUGAGAUUUUUACCUGAAAAUAGAAGUGACCAAUAGGUUGUAAACUUGUAAGUUACUAAAUUAGUCUUUAGAUGCUAAUUCUUUUUAUCGUCUGAGUGGGAAGUGGGAUGGAGUAGGGGGGAGAGGGAGAUCAAAGUCUCUGAAGACAUUACAAGUGGAAGGGUAGGAGUGAUAAUGGAACUUGUGACUUGCACCAUGAGCUAGAAUCACACCACUGGUGUGCUGGUAUUGCUCUAUUUGCACCAUGAGAAAUCUUUUCUUCCAUGUUGUAUUUUUUGUGAUUUGGACCCAAUUGUGAUACAUGGAAGGAAAUAAGAGAAUUUUUUCCCAACUGUGUCAA